UGGCGGGGGCCGGGGGAGGUGGCGGCGGGGGCAGUUCUCUGCUCCUAGAACCCGACGCCGCUCCCUCAGCGUCUCCAGCCUUUGCCUGGGGCGGGCGCGGGGGAGGGCACUGCGAGCUAGGGACUAACCCCGCGGCAGCUGGCACGUAGGGUAAACUGAGGCACGCGCAAGGCGCCCCGCAGGCAGGUGUCGAGUUCGGGGCCCCACCUCCGAAGGCGGAGGAGGCACUGCUGGUGGCGACGCGCCGAGGGCGGCCGGCGGACCUCUGGAGGCGGCGGCAGGUGCGGCCGCGGAGGGUGGGAGGGAGGAGGAUGGGGGCGGGAGGAGGGGGAUAGGAGGGCGAGGCCGGGGCACCUCCCCCUUUAUAACGCGCCCCCUCCCGGGCUCGCGGGCCGCCUCCUCGUCGGCUCUUCUCGUCUUACCCCCUCACCCGGCCGCCCCGGGCCCGGGGCCGGACAGGGAGUCCCCAGGCAGGGACCCCGGAGCCGUACCCCCGCCCGCCACCCCGCGCAGUCAGGCGGAGGCGGCGCCGUCGGAGGAGGAGGAGCAGGGCACUGCGGCUGGCCCCGGAUCGGGCGCCAGAGCAGCAGCGGCUCCGGCAGCAUCGGCCGCCCGGACUGAUGCAGCGGGACGCACCGCCUCGAGCCCCAGCCCCGGUGCCCCGUCUCCCCGCGCCCCCGAUCGGGGCCUCCGCCUGCAGUGGCGGCGGCGGAGGCGGGGGCAGCGGCGGCGGUGGCGGAGGAGCCUCUGCAGCUCCGGCUCCUCCUGGCCUCCCGGGAACUACAAGUCCCAGGGGGCUUGGCGGCGGGCGGCGAGCGGAAGAGGCGGGGUCAGCGCCGCGAGGCAGGAAGUGGCCGUGGAGGCGGAAGUGGCGCGGUAGAGGAGGGCCCGGGAGCACGGCGGCGGGACCGGGAGUGGCGGCGUCAGCGGCAGCAGCGGCGGCGCCGGCUGGAGGAGGCGGAGGCGGAGGCGGAGGAGGAGGAGGAGGAGGAGGCGGCGGCGGCGCUCUGGAAGCGGCUAUGGCAAAGCAGUACGACUCAGUGGAGUGUCCCUUUUGUGAUGAAGUGACCAAAUAUGAGAAGCUCGCUAAGAUCGGUCAAGGCACCUUCGGGGAGGUGUUCAAGGCGAAGCAUCGCAAGACCGGCCAGAAGGUGGCUCUGAAGAAAGUGCUGAUGGAGAAUGAGAAGGAAGGGUUCCCCAUUACAGCCUUGCGGGAAAUAAAGAUCCUCCAGCUUCUAAAACACGAAAAUGUGGUUAACUUGAUUGAGAUCUGUCGAACCAAAGCUUCUCCCUAUAACCGCUGCAAAGGUAGUAUAUACCUGGUGUUUGACUUCUGCGAGCAUGACCUUGCUGGACUGCUAAGCAACGUGUUAGUCAAGUUCACACUGUCUGAGAUCAAGAGGGUCAUGCAGAUGCUGCUCAAUGGGCUGUACUAUAUCCACCGGAACAAGAUCCUACACAGAGACAUGAAGGCAGCUAAUGUGCUCAUCACCCGAGAUGGGGUCCUAAAGCUGGCAGAUUUUGGGCUAGCCCGGGCCUUCAGCCUGGCCAAGAACAGCCAGCCUAACCGCUAUACCAAUCGAGUGGUGACACUCUGGUACCGGCCCCCGGAGCUGUUGCUCGGGGAGCGGGACUACGGCCCUCCCAUUGACCUGUGGGGUGCUGGCUGCAUCAUGGCGGAGAUGUGGACCCGCAGCCCUAUCAUGCAGGGCAACACAGAACAGCACCAACUCGCCCUCAUCAGCCAGCUCUGUGGCUCCAUCACUCCUGAGGUGUGGCCAAAUGUAGACAAGUAUGAGUUGUUUGAGAAACUGGAACUGGUCAAGGGCCAGAAACGGAAGGUGAAGGACAGGCUGAAGGCCUACGUGCGUGACCCCUACGCUCUGGACCUCAUCGACAAACUGCUUGUGCUGGACCCUGCACAACGCAUUGACAGUGAUGAUGCCCUAAACCACGACUUCUUCUGGUCCGACCCCAUGCCCUCAGACCUCAAGGGCAUGCUGUCUACCCACCUGACAUCCAUGUUCGAGUACCUGGCACCGCCACGCCGGAAGGGCAGCCAGAUCACACAGCAAGCCACCAACCAGAGCCGAAAUCCUGCCACCACCAACCAGACGGAGUUUGAGCGUGUCUUCUGAGGGUCAUCCACUGUCACUUCUCACCAAGGCUGUUCUCAUUUUCCAGCUGCUAUGUGACUUACAUUGUGCAGUUGAUGGGGCAUUUGAGUUUUCCCUCUAGAGCAUAUUUUAAUCCCCACCCUGGGCACUGGGAGCCCCAGCUAAGCGGACUAGAAGAAUGGUUUGGCUGAAAGUUCAUGGAGGGUCACCAAGCCUGCCUCACCUUGUUCCUGGAUUUCUGGGUGAUGCCCCCAACAGUCUGCAUACCUUGGGACAGGAAUAGGGUUGGAGGGGAGGCUCACUACACCGGUGACUUUCUAAGUGUUGGUAGCAUCACGGGAGGAGGAAACAGCCCUGACCCAUCCCCCAAGUCUCCUCAUAGGUUGAGAACUUUGGGGGAAUAGAACCAGCCCCAGAAGUGGGCUUCUGUUGGCUGAGCCCCCAGGACUAGCUGACAAGAAAAACAUUGUUUCUUUAAUAGAAUUUUAUUGUGUUUCUUUUGUUCCAUUGUUUGGAGACAUUCCUGGACAGUUUGGUCAGUUACAAUUAAAGUUGGCGUUUUUUUCUUUUUCAGUAAGUGUGUGCUUUUUAAUUUUUAAAAAAUUAUCUUUAUUUAUUGGAUAGAGAUGGCCAGAAAUUGAGAGGGUAGGGGAGAGAGAGAGAAAGAGACCUGCAAACCUGCUUCACUGCUUUUGAAGCUUUUCCCCCAGCAGGUGGGGACUGAGGGCUCGAACCUGGGUCCUUGAGCACUGUAACGUGUGCUCAACCAGGUGCGCCAUCACCUGGCCCCUCACAUGUUUUUGUUUUUUUAAGAAAAUGCCAGGGGAUGAACUAAGGGCUUCAUGAUGCCACAGAAUAACUUGCCCAACUCAAUUUUUUUGCACAUACAGGGCAGGGGUAGAUAGCAUAAUGGUUAUGCGGAGACGUCUAUACCUAUAGUUCCAGGUUCAAUCGCCCAUACCACCAUAAGCCAGAGCUGAGCAAUGCUCUGGUUAAGGGGAAAAAAAAAAAAAAAAAAGAACCAGACAUCACUGGUACGCGUACUGCCCAGAGUUCAUAUCUACUGCGCCAUCUCCUGGACUACAAAUGAAACGUCUGAGGACCUGCUUUCAUUAUAUGUUGUAUAGCUGAAGGUCAAAGUUGUCAAGAUUCUGCUGGCUGUGUACACUGACAGAAAGACAUUGCAAAUACAAGUUAGAAAAGACCUGUGCAGCUUGAGAAAUUAUGUAAUGGGUGAUGUAUUAGAACUUGAGCAUGAGGUCCUUAACUUCAAUCAAGUGAUGCUGUGGUUUUCUUUUUCCACUAUUCUCAUAACUAAGUGACUCAAAGGGGGGGGGGGGGGCACGCACUACUGCUUGAGUGCUGGAGGAGGACUCACUGAGACGUUACCCAUGGUUGUGUCCUCUGCUUCCCUGUCUGUUUUCUCACUUUUCCUCGGUUACUUUUCUACUGACAGAAUAAAAUGAGACCAUUUUUUUUUUAAUUU
Molecule: messenger RNA, 3603 nt
Organism: Erinaceus europaeus (western European hedgehog)
Lineage: Eukaryota; Metazoa; Chordata; Mammalia; Eulipotyphla; Erinaceidae
Gene: CDK9
Product: cyclin dependent kinase 9
Exons: 7
Coding region: 621-2138 (505 amino acids)
Biological process (GO): protein phosphorylation
Cellular component (GO): nucleus
Molecular function (GO): cyclin-dependent protein serine/threonine kinase activity; ATP binding
Source: RefSeq, a predicted model, not a curated record